Messenger RNA from Triticum aestivum (bread wheat), 614 nucleotides. RefSeq lists its product as uncharacterized. The record is from RefSeq and is a predicted model, not a curated record. Lineage: Eukaryota; Viridiplantae; Streptophyta; Magnoliopsida; Poales; Poaceae. Bases 201 to 614 code for a protein of 137 amino acids. The transcript is spliced from 3 exons.
AACCAAGGAAAAAUAGAAAAAAAACCAAAAAUACCAAUGGAGCGACAGAUAGGAGGAGGUCCCACUUAAAAGAGGCCACCGGGUGACUAUGACCAUGGAGUUUGGAUUGGGAUCCAUCCCCUUCUAGAAUCUACACUCUCCUAUCUCCAGUCCAGUCUCCACCCACCACCACUCCCCCACACCCCGCCGGCGAUCGCGCGAUGGCGGCGGCCGCUCCCCCUCCCGCGACGGCGCUGGAGCAGCUGAGCAAGACCAAGAUGUUCGGCGGCCAGAACCUCCGCUUUCGCCACCAGAGCGCCACCCUCGGCUGCCCCAUGACCUUCUCCAUCUUCCUCCCCGCGUCGCCGGCCUCCACGCUCCCCGUGCGUGCCCUUCCCCGCUCGCCCCGGGACCGUACUCCCCGUCCCUGGCCUGGAGAUCAGACGACGCUUUCGUGGGUGUGGUGCAGGUGCUCUACUGGCUCUCCGGCCUCACCUGCACUGACGAGAACUUCAUCAUCUAACCGGAGGCUGCUUCUUGACGUCCACUCCAAGUCUCCUGGAUUGCAUUUGUUCCAAAAAGAUCGCUUCCGAAGGUUUCAUUCCGUUUGGACUGCAAUGAGUGAUUAUGAAUGA